Olea europaea var. sylvestris is the source of this 2441-nucleotide messenger RNA. RefSeq names its product heat shock factor protein HSF8-like. Gene Ontology annotation, cellular component: nucleus. Gene Ontology annotation, molecular function: DNA-binding transcription factor activity; RNA polymerase II cis-regulatory region sequence-specific DNA binding. Bases 241 to 1842 code for a protein of 533 amino acids. The record is from RefSeq and is a predicted model, not a curated record. The transcript is spliced from 2 exons. NCBI's taxonomy places the organism in Eukaryota, Viridiplantae, Streptophyta, Magnoliopsida, Lamiales, Oleaceae. Gene Ontology annotation, biological process: regulation of transcription by RNA polymerase II.
UUCUCGCCUCCGCUAUCGUCACUACGAACAAAAUCGACAUUUGAGACCACCGUUGCCUCUCCCGUGACCGUACAGCCACUCACUCAUUCUUUUUUUUUCAAAGAUUAGCAAUUUCGUGCGCCCAAUUUGUCCCCAAAUCCCAGGGUUCUCAAUUCAGAGCCCUCAGAAAACCCUAAAAUCUACUUGUAAUUGCAACAGUAUCGUAUUUUUUGAUGACCGUGUUUAUAUUUUGUAUAUAAGAUGGAAACGUCCGCAUCUUCGAACGGCGGAAAGGCUCCAGCUUCCACGGGAGAUAGCGGAGGAGCGCCUCCACAGCCGGCGCCUUUACCGGUAGCGAACGCGCCACCGCCUUUCCUGGUGAAGACUUACGACAUGGUAGAUGACCCAAGCACCGAUAAGAUCGUGUCGUGGAGCCGGACUAACAACAGCUUUGUGGUGUGGGACUCGGCUGAAUUCGCGAGAUAUUUGCUGCCCAAAUAUUUCAAACACAACAAUUUUUCCAGCUUUGUCCGCCAGCUCAACACUUAUGGAUUUAGAAAGGUUGAUCCAGACCGCUGGGAGUUUGCAAAUGAGGGAUUCCUGAGAGGGAAAAAACAUCUUCUUAAAAGUAUUAGUCGUCGAAAACCUGCACAUGGACACCAUCAGCAGCAGCAGCAACAAUCACAUGGACAGAGUUCUUCGGUUGGGGCAUGUGUAGAGGUUGGGAAAUUUGGACUUGAAGAGGAAGUUGAGAGGCUCAAAAGGGACAAGAAUGCGUUAAUGCAGGAACUUGUCCGGUUAAGGCAGCAGCAGCAAACUACUGAUGGUCAGUUGCAAGCAAUGAUUCAACGUCUUCAGGGCAUGGAACAGCGCCAGCAACAGAUGAUGUCAUUCCUGGCAAAGGCCAUGAAUAGCCCUGGGUUUCUGGCACAAUUUAUGCAGCAGCAAAAUGAGAGCAACCGACGCAUAUCAGAAGGCAACAAAAAACAAAGACUUACGCAGCAGGAUGGCAUUUCAAGUGACAGUUCUGUUGGUCCCUCAGAUGGUCAGAUUGUGAAGUAUCAACCUUUGAUGAAUGAAGCAUCAAAAGCAAUGCUAAGGCAGAUCUUAAAAUUGAAUUCUCCUCCUAGGCUUGAAAACUUGAACAAUAAUCCUGAUAGUUUCCUGAUUGGCGAUGCUUCAUCAACAUCUAAUGCGUUAGACCCUGACAGUUCUUUGAACCAUGUUUCAGGAGUGACUCUUCAAGAGGUACCUCCUACUUCUGGGCAAUCAUUCAUCUCAUCGGGUUCCACAGUUACUGGGCUCAGUUCUUCAGGAGCAAUUUCUAAAAUUCCUUCAUCAACUCCCCUUGGUGCAACUUCUGUACUUGCGGCUAAUCAACUUUUGGACGUAAAUCAGCUGAUUGGAACUCAAGAAGUGCCUCCAGCGACACUUCCAACAACAGAUGCUUUAAUGCACGAGCUCUCUCAAAUUGUGCCAGAAACCAACGUUGACGUCGUGGGAUCUGCAACGGAGAGUGGUGCUUUCAUGGAUCCAAAUCCAAGUUCAUUAGCAGGGCAGGACAAAAUUUCUCUGGAAUUGGGUGGAAUUUUUUCUGGAAUUUUUUCUGAUCCUGAGACGGAAUGGGAUAACUCCUUGAUGGAUGAGAUACAAGAACUUCCUGGGGUGAGUGAUCCCUUCUGGGAAAUGUUUCUUGAGAGCCCACAUUUUGUGGAGACUGAGGCGAUGGACUCCACACUAACAGAUGACACUUCCAAAGAAAAUGAAAUAAAGCCGUUGGAAAACCUGUGGGGAAAAUCUGUACACAUGGAACAGCUUACGGAGCAGAUGGGCCUUCUAUCAUCGGAUGUGAAGAAAGUUUGAUAUGGUUUACUAAACGUACAUGCCUCUUUAUUUGAGGUAAUUCGGAACACGAUCUGAUAGUCCUCUUGACCAUUAUGGGCCUCUUAACUUGGCGCUUGAAAGAUGAGUUAUAUAAAUAUCUUUUCCAUACUGACAGCAUACGGAAGAUACUGGGGCGGGGUGGUGGUUGGGGGGCUCCUUCGGGUUUGGCUAGAAAGAGACUGUAAGAUUAUUUCUCUGAUGGGAGGAGUUAUUACAUUACGGCUGAUUAAACCUGACUAUCAUCAUCUUAUCUUCCUUAGCCUUCUAAUGCCACGACUUGUCACCCACCACUUUGAUUACCAGCCGGCCUAACCUUUGUCAAAGGCCACCAAAUCACCAGUAGAAUGAGAUUUCAUUUCUUGAUUUUCUAUUGAAAACACGCGAUUUUUUGUGUUCUCAUGGAGGGAGGUGGAUGGUAGUAGUUGUGAGUGGUGGUGUCUGGCUUCCUGGCUAGUGUUUCUAGGGAGGACGAAGAUGUUAAUAAUUGAAUGUGUGUAAAUUUUUGUUUUAUAUUGUUAUGAGGAUAUAUCUUGUAUGCUGUAUAGUAUUACGAGAUACUAAACAAUGUAAUGUUUUAA